GGUGUUGAAAGAAAGAUGCCGUGUAUGGAUAACCGGAUUAUAGAGUUGAACCAUAUGGCCGAUGGUGGUUCAUCCAGGGUUCUGAAAAAAAUGCUGGUCAUUAAUGGUAACGAAAUAGCUGUUGCCAUGAAGAUUGUGAAUAAAAAAUCGAAUGAAGCUGACAGAGAGCUUAAAACUUAUUCCGAGAUAAAAUCCCACGAAAACAUUAUCAAGUUUUAUGA
This is a messenger RNA of Acaulospora morrowiae, 221 nucleotides long. Lineage: Eukaryota; Fungi; Glomeromycota; Glomeromycetes; Diversisporales; Acaulosporaceae. The record is from the annotation of a GenBank genome assembly.